CGAACAUAUAGGUCCACAGGAUAUCCUUUUGGCUGAUGAUCCAUGGCAGAUCCAGGUGUACGGUGUUACACGUAGUGCCAUUGGGUCGAUCUCGGAUUAUAUUUACGUUUUGGCUUGCUGACUCGCAAGAUUACCGAUAUUCCCACGUUGUGUGCCAUGUGAAACCCGAAAACACUCUUCACAAUCCAGGCCAUCCUUUGUUUUUCUAUCUGCGACGAACAUCUCUCUCUAGUUUUCGAUCCUGAUCGAGCUCCACGAACAGUCAUGUUUUGAGGCGCCGGCGAUCAUGAGCUACGAACCAUAACGACAACCGUUGCACCCCUCCCUCGACAAAUCCAGUUUAUACACCAUGGCGGAAGACAAUAGAGGACCUCAGUUGGUCAUCGUCACACUUGUGUUGCUUGUCUUGUGCUGGGUUUCCGUUGGCCUGCGAUGUUUCUCAAUGAGCUUCGUCCUCAACCGCUUUUACGCCGCAGACUGGUUGACACUAGUCACUUUGGCGGCAUAUACAGCAUACUCCUCUUUCGCGUUGCUCGGUGUGCACUAUGGUCUAGGCGCUCACGUUGCCGACGUACCGGUAGAGGACCGUCCCAAGGCGCUACUAUAUAAAUGGGCAGCCGAAGUGGCGUACGUCAUAACGGCGGUCCUGGUCAAAUUCAUCAUCGGGAUCCUCCUCUUACGCAUCUUCAAGGGCCACUUUUGGCAGCGCAUCACCCUUUGGGCUCUCCUGGGUGUCGUGAGCAUCUACAACGCCUUUUACGUCUUUAUGAUCAUCUUCCAAUGCGUUCCGGUGCAGUACUUCUGGUAUCGAUAUGACCCGGCUCAGCCCGUUAGCGGGAGCUGUAAUAAGAAGUUGCUAGCAAUUGUGCCGACAUGCAUCUCGUUUUUCGUCAACGUUAUGUCUGACCUGAUACUGGCUCUGCUUCCCGUGUCCGUUGUCUGGCAUGCAAAAAUGGACCGCCGCACCAAGAUCUCUGUUUCUUGUGUAUUGGCCCUCGGCUCCAUUGCCUCUCUGGCGACCAUUGCGCGUAUUCCAUACACCUCACAGCUACUCUCAAACCCUGACUACCUCUAUAACUUCACCGAUAUCGCCAUCUGGAGCACGGUUGAGAUCGGUCUCGGCCUAGCCGCAUCAUCGCUGGCCACACUGAAGCCGCUCUUCCGCAGAAUGAAACUAUUCACCACAACCAGGUACGAAACCAAUUCGACCUGGGCCGGACCGGAAUCCGGGACCCGGCGCAGAACUGGGACCGCCAGAUCGUAUGUACGGAGCAAACCAUCCACCUCUGCGAACUAUGGUUCACAAACACACGAAAAGUCGGUGUUCUCUGCGAAACGGAGGGAUUUCAUCGAGUUACAGGGUAGUAUGAGCUACGGUAGUGUCAUUACGACUAUAACGGCUGACCGCGGAGGUGAUGAUGAUUAUGAUGAAGGUCGUGACACUCAUCCGACGGCAUCACGGCACCCGACAGUGCAUUGUACCAAAUCUAUGUCUGUCAACGUUCAGAAUUUUGCGCCCUCCAGGGGCACGGCGGGACAGCCAGCUGGGGGCUACGCAAAUAUGGUGUAGAGAUCUUGACGGAAAUUCAGAACAGUAUCCAUUUUCCAUGCGAUACGCGAAGUCUUUGGCAGAAACCAGUAUCAUAUGCGGGUGCUGUUGUACGAAAUGCAACGAUGCUAUGAGAGUUCCUCUACUGAACCAAUCCAAGUUCGUCU
This is a messenger RNA of Pseudomassariella vexata, 1716 nucleotides long. RefSeq lists its product as uncharacterized. The record is from RefSeq and is a predicted model, not a curated record. Lineage: Eukaryota; Fungi; Ascomycota; Sordariomycetes; Amphisphaeriales; Pseudomassariaceae. Bases 350 to 1570 code for a protein of 406 amino acids. The transcript has 3 exons.